CCGGUAACACCAGCGUGGGCCGUUGCAUUAUCUGUGCCUAGAAAAGUAAAAUCUUGCGCUGUUCUUUUUUACUUCGCAAGUGUUUUAUUUAAUUUCUAUAUAAUUGAUGAUAUUUUCGCCAAUAAAUGUUAUUUAAAAUACGCGUGUACAUAAUGAAAGUGCUACCGUAACGUACGUGGUGAAAUUUAUAAAGUACUGUGCAGUCGUAAAUCAUUGUGAGACGGACGCUUGUCAGUUGUCAGCAUUCGUUAUUUUGUGGGUCGUAAUAAUUGGUCCUAGGACGUCGUGGGGAAUACCAAAUUGCCGUAAUCGAUGGUGUGGCGUUUUCAUCGGUAAUUGUUGGCGGGAAAAGGUCCGCUGGUGACUGGUGACUCAUAGAGGACAGGACGUUACCAUGGAUACGGAUGAUGGGGAAUCCUCGAGCAGCGGGCCUAUGUCCAGCCUGAACAGCUUGUUUUCCUUCACUAGCCCCGCUGUGAAGAAGCUUUUGGGAUGGAAGCAGGGUGACGAAGAAGAGAAAUGGGCGGAGAAGGCGGUGGACAGCCUGGUCAAGAAGCUGAAGAAGAGGAAGGGCGCCAUCGAGGAGUUGGAGCGGGCGCUGUCUUGUCCCGGCACGCCGUCCAAAUGCGUUACUAUACCACGGUCGCUUGAUGGAAGGUUACAGGUUUCACAUCGAAAAGGUCUUCCGCACGUGAUAUACUGUCGAGUAUGGAGAUGGCCGGACUUACAGAGCCAUCACGAACUGAAACCUCUAGAGAUCUGCCAGUACCCCUUCAGUGCCAAGCAGAAGGAGGUUUGCAUAAACCCCUAUCACUACAAACGCGUUGAGAGUCCAGUCUUACCACCUGUUCUGGUUCCACGUCAUUCGGAGUUCGCCCCCGGCCAUUCUCUGCUCCCGUUCCAAAGGACAGCAGAGCCCUCCAUGCCCCAUAAUGUCUCGUACUCCGGGUCAGGAUUCCCUCCGUCAGCCAGUUCUGAACUGCCUGAUACUCCCCCGCCAGCGUAUUCCCCGCCUUCAGAAGACACGGAGCCUCCUGGUGAGGUGGCGCCGGUUUCCUACCAAGAGCCACUGUACUGGGCGUCGGUUGCCUACUACGAACUAAACUGCAGAGUGGGCGAAGUGUUUCAUUGUAACUCGCAUUCGGUUGUCGUGGACGGCUUUACUGAUCCAUCGAAUAACAGCGAUAGGUUUUGCCUGGGCCAGCUGAGUAACGUCAACAGAAACUCCACCAUUGAGAACACAAGACGUCACAUAGGCAAAGGUGUGCAUCUGUACUACGUGGGAGGGGAGGUGUAUGCCGAAUGCCUGUCGGAUGCGGCGAUAUUCGUCCAGAGUCGUAACUGCAACCACCACCACGGCUUCCACCCGUCAACCGUGUGCAAGAUACCGCCGGGUUGCUCGCUCAAGAUUUUCAACAACCGCGAGUUCGCACAACUCCUUUCUCAAAGCGUGAACCACGGCUUCGAAGCGGUAUACGAGCUGACGAAGAUGUGUACCAUACGUAUGUCGUUCGUGAAGGGCUGGGGGGCGGAGUACCACCGGCAGGAUGUGACAUCGACGCCGUGUUGGAUCGAGAUCCACCUGCACGGGCCGCUGCAGUGGCUGGAUAAGGUCCUCACGCAGAUGGGCUCCCCACACAACGCGAUCUCGUCCGUCUCUUAGCCGCCGCAUGGACGUAUUAACACCCACCGAGAUUUCGGUAUUUUUAUUAGAGUCGUCAAUCUCAUCGGAAUGCAUUUCAUUUUUUUAUAAACGAAAUUUUCGGAUUUGGUUCGAGCGAACACUUUAUGCACACAACCUUCGGAAAAUAGCCUUUGGCUUAGCGUCUAACCGCCAUUUAUAUUAAACGAUCGAAAUCGUUUUUUCAAUCCAUCGCGUAAAUGGUCCAAUCAAAAUAAAGUUUUAUUGACAUGUGUUUAUAAAGACUUCAUUUGAUUGGUUUAUUCCUGUAGUCGGUUCGAAGAUAAAGAUUGGGAUCGUGUAUUAAAACUCUUGCACAUCAAAUACGAGCAAGAUGUCAAUCAAAUAUCAGAAUUAUGUAUCGUUUCGUUUACCGCAUAGCGGAGGUUCGCAAAGUGCAAGCCCGACCCGAAACUCCCACGUACGUUAGUGACCGCAAGGCGAAAACAAAAGCAGCUCAAAGUGAGUGUCCAAUUUUAACGUAAGUGUACAUUAGAGUAACUAUAAAGACAUAUAAGAACUUUAAGUAAUUAUACUCGUGAAUGUUGACAAGGUAAUUAACGAUAUUAUUGAUGUAAAUAAUGCUUUUAAUAUUGAUUUAUAUUUUUAAUAGAAUUUGCAGUGUAAACUAUUUUUUCCAUCGGUACUUCACGACAUAAUAAAUUUGAAAUUAUUUAUUAAUCAAUAAGAUAUGUCUUCAAUUAUAUUUUUUUGUACUCUGAAACUUAAAACUAAAGCAUUAAUAGAGAAAACAUAGUUUUCGUGAACUGUACAUUGACCCUUAAUCACCUUUAUACUCCAUGCACAUUUUUAAAUAUAUGAAAACCGGUUAUUCAAAGGCAAAUGUUAAGUUUGUUUACAUCGGCUGCAAAUUCCAUUAAAAUACGUGAAAAUAAGUAUUAAAGUCGUGUACGAUUUGUUCGUCGCAUAUUUUCUUAAUACGUUGCUUCAUCGGUUUGUCUGUAUGUAGACGUAAUCAAAUAGAAAAUUCUGCAUUUGACGAAAAUUGCACGACAAAAUUCUUAAAGUUACUGCGAACUGUGCUAAGCGACACUAUUAUGACCUACUUUCAGUAAAUAUAAAUUAUGUUUGGCGUUUACUUGGCGCUUUAAACACAAUAUGAAACUUUUUCGUGUUACCAAAAAUAGCAAAGAAUAUUUAUAUAUCAUGUCGCUUAGCAUAGCUAGACUGCGGCAACCUUAAAACAAAAUUAUAUCCAUCAAAAAUCGAUAUCAGUUGAUAUUAUAUACUUGUUAUUUUCGCGUAGGUAAAAAGCUUAGUUUCUAGAUUAUGUUUUAGCUUAGUUAUAAUGAAAGCGCAAUUUUAAUUUUUAACAUUUAAUGUUAUAGGUUUAUGAUUCCGUGGUUCAUUGUGGGGUUAAGUAACUUAUGAUUAAGUUAUAACUUUGAGUAUAGAGAAUAGUUUAGUAGAAUAUUAAUGAGGAUAGGAAAAACUGUCUAAAUUGAACCUUUAGAUCGAAAUAGGUUAAACCAUGAAUUCUUGGGAAGGGGUCAAUUUAGACCCCUACCAAAACACAGAAAAAUAUUGAAAGUACACAAACAAAUUGACCUAUUACCAAAAAGGGAAUUGUAAAAAAAAUAUGUUAUAAUAUGCAAUGUUAUAAAAUGGAGAGAAAUUCAAACCUACUUAGCGAUGAUCUCAAUUGAUUAUAUUUUAAAUAUGAACAAAAUAAAAAGUAAUAUAGCGCACAUGAACCACUCUAUCAUUUCACAUUAGUGUUGUAAGUGUUUUAUUGUACACUAGAUUAAAAAUAUUUUAUUGCCAAAUAACUCCUAUACUAUUAAUUCUGGUGAUUAACCGAAUCUAAAUCGAAAUACAAAAAAUUCCCAAAUAAAUGUGACUGAGUCUAUGUCAAAUUGUAGCUAUGGUUUUUUCACUGUUGGCCAAGGGUCUAUCAUAUUUUUCCUUCUAUUAUGUAACCAGGAUUACCUGUUUUUGGCUGACUAUAGAUAAAGUUUAAGUUAGCUUUACUCACAAAGAUAUUAGAACUCAUGCCCUAAAAAAAGUUAUUCGGCAAUAAAAUAAUAAUAUUUUUAUAAGUGCCAUCGCAUGAGUUAAUAAACAAUGUUUCUAUUCGUCUUUUGUAAAGUGUAUUAUUGAAAUUUAUUAGUUUAGCCCAUUUCCAAAUUGCCGACUUGACCGUAACUUAAAACGAAUUGUCACUUCUAGUAACUUCUUAAUAUUGAAUAUAGAAACCAACCAAAGUCUAGUGCUCACAUUGGGCAACAUCAUCCCACCGAUUAGGUUCAUUUAUUUAGGGGGAUAUUUGUAAUUCUAUGUGUUACGAUAUAUAGCUUGCCUGAUGUGCGCUGAUUCUAACGGAUUUUUCAAUAUAUUAAAACUUCUAUAAAACCGAAAAUCGUAAUUAGUAUGCAUAAAAUGUUUGUAAACCGUACCUUCGUUGCGUUUGAAAAAAAAAUGAUUUACAUUUUUUGGAUAGUUCCCAGUACUUCAUAAAAUUUCUUAAUCUUUAAUUCAGAUAAUUAUCCUACAGUGUUUUGCAAUAAAAACAUUAUUUAACCGUCGUCCAAUUGUCGGUAAAUUUGGAAAUUGGCACCAAAUAUUUGGACGAACUUGUUUAUUUGUAAAUUAUGUUCAAAAUUGUUAUUGUGUAACGAAAUUAUGUACCGAAGAAUAUUGACUCGUUUGUUCGGGUUGUAAAUAAGAUGUUUGACGUCACAGGGUGUAGGCUGAGUAGAGAUGGACGUGGUUUAUCGAGGUCGUUGAAAUUUUGUCCACGAUUUGCAGUUAAUUAAUGUUGAGCGUUAUUAAUGUAUUGAGUAAUUUUUCACUUCUAGUGAUGGCGAAUUUGUUAUAACAAUAGUAAAAAUUCAUAAAAAAAAAAAAUAAAAAAUAUGGAUUGUUGAUGAUAUGGAAAUUUCCUAAUUUUAAAUGUCGCUUAACCAAAUGUAACUUGUUUUAACAUAUUCAUCGACCUCAAUAAACGUUUGCAUCGUUAUUUUUGAUCUACAUUUUUUAAACUAAAUCGGGACACCGUAUGCUGUUAACGAGGUUGACACUCGCGGCGCCUUCGGGUCUUCUUAAGUGACCCGUCUCUGGCCACGAGUUUUGGUCUCAAAUUGAUCUCAAAAUAUUAAGUUCCUUAUGAAGAACGCCUGUAGUGUCCCGGGCCUUAAUGUAGUGCAAUUGAUGACAAAAAUAUUAUUAUAUGGGAUAUAACAAUACAGUGAUGCUGGUAAAGGCCUUAUUCAUACUUUUGUAUGUAUUCAUAUUGUACGUAAGGGCGUGUAAAUGUGCCUGCUGUAGACAGUGCCGUCCAGGAUUUAAUGUGAACUCUGUAUGCUCGAUCUGGUGAUUGUUGUAAUUUAAAAUAUAUUUGACCAAAUUUUAAGGAUUAGUAACGUCUGAGCCAAAAAGAAAAAUGUCUUAAUAAUUAUAAAAAAAAAAAACUACGUGAAAAGAAAGUAAAUAUUUUUUAUUUUAAAUUUAUAUGCUCGAUUGAUAACUAAAAAGUCUAUUAAAUGUUAACACCUUCAUGUGAUGUAUGGUACUGAAGAUAUUUGACAAUUUCUAUGGAAUUGUAUCUUUCACCAGGUCGCGUACAUUUAUACCAAUAAAUAUAUUGUAUGUAUAUUAUAGACAUAAAUAUAUAUACAUUGGUAUCAGUGAACAAGCAAGAUCUCUGAUUCUAUUUAUCUUUUGCAUGAUAUUCAAAGCGGCGGUAGCCUAGUCAGGUGUAGAACGGACUGCCGAGACGAAUGUCCGCAGGUUCAAAACCCAAGGGCACACAUCUCUGUCUUUUCUAAUAUCAUGUGUGUAUUCUUCGUAAAUUAUCGCUUGCUUUAACGGUGAAGGAAAACAUCGCGAGGCACCCUGCAUACCUGAGAAGUUCUCAAUAGGAAUUUUGAGGGUUGCACAAAUAAUUUUAAUAGGCACAUCAAAUACGCCGACUAAAAUUAAUUCUAAAAAUAUAUAUUAAUUGUACUGACAUUGUAGUGAAUACAAAACAUUAUUCUGUAAAUUUCUUUACACGUAUUCUUAUGUUAUAUCAAUUUUAAUUCACAGAGAUAGUGCUUGUUCAUAAUUGAUGCUGUUCUUCGCAAAACGUAUUUCACCAUUAUGGUGUUUUAUUUUAUUUUUAUUACAAUAACGUGCCUUUUACAAUUUGACCUUUGACAAAUGCCUUAUAUUUAUAUUUUUUUUACAUUAAAAAGAAAUAGUAUUCAUAUUAUUACUGCAUUUUGUUUAAUAAUUUGACUAUUAUAGUGCCUAAUUGUAAUUAGAUUUAAUACCAACAUUAUACGUUAUUUCUUAUUCUGUGUAUUUGUAUGAAAAUAUUUUGGUUUUUGUAUGAUGUGACAUGCAUGUUUUUAAUGGGUCAUUUUUGACCCUUUGAAAGAAUGUCAAUUAAAUUAUGGCAUGACUAUAUUUAUUUCCGAGAAAAAGUCUUGGAAUACGUCAAACAAUUGAAAAUUAUACUAAAAGAACUAUUUUUACCAAAAAUAACUUUAUUAAUUUUUAACAACUUUGUGAGAUUUUUUCGAUAAUGUUGGUGUAUUCAGAAGUUUGAACAUAUUAGUUCGGAUACUUCCCACUAAGAUCAUAUCUUUUUAUUUUAACAGUUAUUUUCCUUUUGAUAUUCAAAGUAAAUAAAUGCUGAGUAUUUUCAUACAAAUCAUGUGGAUUCUCUUCGUCUGUGUAAAUUAUAGCAUGCUUGAUGUUUUACAUCAUUAUAUUGAUGACGUAUAUUUUAUAAACUAAGUGGAUUGUAUCAACUUAUGCGUGUUAAAUACUAAAAUAAACUAUUUAAAAUUGUGAAAUUUCAAGCAAAAACAAUAAAUAAAUAUUUUUGACACUGUCAAGCCACAUGUAUAGGUAAAUAUAUAAUUAUUUAAACGAAGUUUUCCAUUGUCACUCAUUGAAGAAUUAAUAUAUUUUGCGGUUAAACUUAAAUUUAUACUUUUACCAUAAAAUUAAAUUUUGAUACAAUUCAUUUGGUCUAGAUUAAUGUAUCGGAGCUGAUUUUGAAAGGCACUAAAAAUAAUAAGCGUUAUAACGCUUUAAAAGCCUUAUGUAGCAUGUUUUAUUUGCUUUAUAUUUAUACAAAGUUAUAUGUUGUGUCUUCAAAUCGGCUUCGUAAAGUUAGCGAGCGUGUGGAGCGAGUGCGACAUGAGAUUUUUUUUAUUGUAAAUAAAUUUUUCGUAUUGUGUUCGUUAUUCGAAUUUAUUUAAUUAGAUAUUUUAAGUGACAUCGCAUGUAAAGAGAUUUUGGCGCCUCGCGGCGGUCUUAAUCGCUGUAAUCAAGUGUUCAUUAUAUUAUACGUGUCAUCUUGGACCCAGGGUCGUAAAGGCCUCGUCACACUACAACAGAAUUUGUUCUAUAUUUUGUUGUAAAUUAAAUGAUUUCUUAUAUGCAAUAGCCGAUGUAGUAAAUAUAACAUGUAUUCGUAUAUUAUUUUGAUGGCGCUGACGGACGGAUGUGCAAAUUAAACCAGUGUGGCGAGGCCCUAACGAUACCAAUGUCGAUGAAUGCUCGUGAUGAAAGCUAAAAAGUAUUUAAAUCAAUAUAUUCGAUAUAUCGGUGUGUCUCAGUACGAUUUGUUAUAUUUAUAAUUGGAUUAAAUGGUUUUGGACUUGUUAGAGCGUAAAAAAAUUGAAAAAAUAGUUUUCUCGAUCACGUGAUAAAAUUAGAUUUGUCGAUUUAUGUAAAGAUUAUUUUAUGGCUCUGUUAAGUCUAAAUUAUGCGAAAUUUGUAUGUAGAUGUUUCGGAAUGUCAAAAAUAGCGUAUUCGUUUGUAAUUUGUACAAAAAGUGUUUGUUCGCUCCGAGUAAUGUAAGUUAGUUGUAAGUGCAUAGAUGCCAUCGUAUGUGUAAUUUUUAUUUUCUCCUGUUUAGCCAUUAAUAAAGUUUCAUUUAUUGAUA
This is a messenger RNA of Manduca sexta (tobacco hornworm), 7583 nucleotides long. RefSeq names its product protein mothers against dpp (gene Mad). Gene Ontology annotation, biological process: regulation of transcription by RNA polymerase II; cell differentiation; transforming growth factor beta receptor signaling pathway. The transcript has 3 exons. Gene Ontology annotation, molecular function: I-SMAD binding; DNA-binding transcription factor activity, RNA polymerase II-specific; RNA polymerase II cis-regulatory region sequence-specific DNA binding. Gene Ontology annotation, cellular component: heteromeric SMAD protein complex. Lineage: Eukaryota; Metazoa; Arthropoda; Insecta; Lepidoptera; Sphingidae. The record is from RefSeq and is a predicted model, not a curated record. Bases 395 to 1663 code for a protein of 422 amino acids.